Messenger RNA from Brassica napus (rape), 2209 nucleotides. Its product is annotated as zinc finger protein ZAT12-like. The transcript has a single exon. Gene Ontology annotation, biological process: response to chitin; response to stress. The record is from RefSeq and is a predicted model, not a curated record. The coding region runs from base 1557 to 2009 and encodes 150 amino acids. NCBI's taxonomy places the organism in Eukaryota, Viridiplantae, Streptophyta, Magnoliopsida, Brassicales, Brassicaceae.
CAAUAAAUCUUACACGUCGAAAAACAAAAACAAAAGGUGGAAAAUGGGAGUUGAAAGACACGCCCGUGAGCGUGAGAGUGGAAUAAACGAGCAUGCAUGAUUGAUAGUAAAACACUCUAGAGCGUCUGACUCACGACUAUUUUCCGAUGAUCGUUUGGUUUGGUAUGCGAUGACGUCCCGUGACUCGUCCCAACUUGCCGUACCAAAAGUCUUGCCGUACUUUCUCUUUAUUUACCAAAAUGCCCAUUUCUUAAAUUCCGUUUUAUAUUUUUUUCCAUUUAAUUAAUGAUAUAAGGGCAUCAUACAAUUUAUUAUAUGUAUUAGAUUAGAUCUAGAGCUUACUUGUUGACGAAUAAAACUCUUUAGCUUUAUGUUGAUAGGUAGAUUAAGGAUGAUAACGAUGUUGUGUUGUAAUUAACGUAGUUGUAUAUUACCCCCUAAUAUUAUUACCUAACACACUUGCUGGUAUCAAAUCAGUAUAUGUUUAAUUUAUAAGAGAAUAUAGUAUUAAAUUUGUAGCAUGUUGCACCGUAAAUUUACUAUGAUGUCAUAUUUUAUUUUUGACAUCAUAAGUAUUAGCAGUGAAAUUUAGACCAAUCAAUUGGAUUUUUGUUUUCAUAAAUUUCCAACUUAAAAAGAGUUGGCAUGCAUAGCUUGAUUUGUUGAUUUUUCUUUUAUAUUAAGUAUUUUCUAAUUUUAUAUGUGACGUUGACAUUCCUAACAUCUUACUUUUCAGAAUAUAUAAUCUUCUAUAUGCUAAUAUUAAAAUAGUUCAUAACAAUUUUGAAUUCCGUUCUGUUAGCUAGUUCUUUGCAUGAUCGACUGAUUUUUUGUUUUAACUACUCGUUUCGGCGUUUAGUUAAAAAAACACACACACAUUUUUUUUUUUUGCUAACCGAGUAUCCUGACCCCACCGAGGUGGUCCAGACUAGAGACCGAAGUGAGCAUGGACGCUGCCAAGGCGUCACCAUGUGGCUCACCGUGUAACGGUCUUCGGUCUCGGGUGAUGCAGCCCACAUGUAAAUUUCUGAAGUGGCCAAAGCUCGCCCCCAGGAACGGGCAUUCCAGUUGAAGUUCAUAUACCACUAGACCAAAGCAACUUGGUUAACACACACACAUUCAGCAUAUAGUUUAUGAUAUAAAUGAAGUCGAAAAAGAAAUUAUCCUUAGUAACUGCAGUAAGUCAUGGGUUUAUAGAUUAUGUUUACAUGUACAUCUCGUUCCUAAGCGAUUGAACAUACUAGCUAGUACUAUAUAUCAGGGCUUUUUAUAUACAAAAUACUAACUUAUUUUCUUUUGCUAUUUUAAUAUAUACACAAAAAUAUUAUUGAACGUGGAGGGUCAACAAGAUGGUGUUUGUUCAGCAAGAGCAAAGGGUAAAACUAGAAUUUUAACUAACUCAUAUACAAAAAGUCAAUGCAAAAAAGCCAAGCUAAGUUGUUGCUUAUAUAAAUAAGAUCAUAAAUCCAUUAUUCAACAAAGUCUUCGUUUCUAUUUUUCAUUUCUCACCCGAAUCAAACACAGAAGGAGAUUUGUCUAGAGAAUCAUCAAAACAAAUGGAAAAGGAAAGAGAGAUGGAGAUGAUCAACAAGAUGGCAAGCUGCUUGAUUUUUCUAUCAAAGGCUCACCAACACGACACCAAAGGCCGCGUUUUCGCGUGCAAGACAUGCAACAAGGAGUUCUCGUCGUUCCAAGCCUUGGGAGGCCACCGAGCAAGCCACCGCAGAUCGGCCGCGCUUGAAGGCCACGCACCACCUUCUCCCAAAAGAGUCAAACCGGUGAAACACGAGUGUCCCAUAUGUGGUGCCGAGUUCGCCGUAGGGCAGGCCCUGGGUGGGCACAUGAGGAAGCAUAGAGGAGGAGGAGCUAGCCGGAGUUUAGCGCCAGCGCCGGUGACGAUGAAAAAAACUGGCGGCGGUAACGCAAAGAGGGUUUUGUGUUUGGAUUUGAACUUAACGCCGGUAGAGAAUGAAGAUUUGAAGCUGGAGCUUGGGAGGUUGAUUUUCUAAAUUUAAAAUUUCUUCUUCUUGUGUGCGUAUAGUAAGGUUAUUUUAUUUUAGGACUCCAGUAAUUUUUGUAUGAAGAACUUUAUGGUACUGUUAUGUAUAGUUACAUAUAUACAGGUCUAUCUCAGUAAUAAUCUCUAUGUUGAAUACUGUUGGCGUCUCAUCAUUACGUAAAUAUGAAAACAUGUAUGGUGUUAAAAAUG